AUGCUCCCAGGUGCCGCAGCACUUGACUCGGGGCGAGUGUUCGAAUUCGUUGGCGAUGUCGCAACACGCCCUGAUGCACUGGCGUCUCUGCACAUCUAUGAUCUCGACUCACCGGAGGCAAUGGGACCUCAAAGCUUUAUCGAGUUCAGUUUCCUGAGGUAUGCCGACGCGCUGUGGAAAGGCGGUAAUAUUCCGUACACCAACUAUCUCCAGCGCCCCAGCACCACCAUCAUCCCGAACAACACGGAGCAGCUGGCGGAUGCAUUCUCAAUGGAUGUCCGCCAUGGCACAGAAAAAGGUUGCUUCGAAUUCGCCAAUCAACAUCCCCAUCCGUACCUGCGCGCCCGCAUCGAACAUGAUCAGGUCACUGUUGAACGCCGCGUCUACUCUGAAUCGACGCCUCACGGAUGCUUCCCAACACGAGUGAUCGAUGUCACGGAGUUGUCGGACGGCAGUGGGUACACCGAAAUCAUGGACCUGAAGCUGGAACCGCUUCAGGAUGAGUCGCCGGUCGCUCAGGAGUUCACGGCAGAAUCGUUUCGCAACUUCGAGAUGACGUAUCAGGUAUACCGGGAUCAUGGCGACGGCCAGGAACUCGCUGAGCGAAUCUACAUGGAUUAUGUCAGUCCGGCAGCUGCAGAGAUGGAGACACUGCAGCCGGCUGCCGAACCGAACAACCCGCGAAUCUGGUUCCUCUGGGCAAACGGAAUCCUGAUCUUCGUGGUCAUGAUUAAGGCGAAUCCUGUCACCGGGAAGCAGCCGGCUGUCAUCGACGACGUGCGCGUGCGUGCAGAAUCUGACUGGCUGAGUCUGAAUCACUACGACGUCUCGGAUACCGCCAUCGACCUGCAUCUUGAAAUUCACGGGGCCCGACUCUCAGAACGCGGUGCCCUGAGCAAUCCGCUGGAAGUGGAGAUUGAGUACGAUGAUGGUCAUGUGGAGCGGCAUCCUGCGAUCCUGUAUGUGCACCUCUGA
Ostreobium quekettii is the source of this 975-nucleotide messenger RNA. Lineage: Eukaryota; Viridiplantae; Chlorophyta; Ulvophyceae; Bryopsidales; Ostreobiaceae. The record is from the annotation of a GenBank genome assembly.